Messenger RNA from Oryzias latipes (Japanese medaka), 1862 nucleotides. Its product is annotated as ER lumen protein-retaining receptor 2. The record is from RefSeq and is a predicted model, not a curated record. Gene Ontology annotation, biological process: protein retention in ER lumen. Gene Ontology annotation, cellular component: membrane. Gene Ontology annotation, molecular function: ER lumen protein retrieval receptor activity. Lineage: Eukaryota; Metazoa; Chordata; Actinopteri; Beloniformes; Adrianichthyidae.
UUCCACGUCGACCUGCACCCUCGCCAUAUUUUCAACCCAGCGGGUCCCGCAGAUCUGUGAACCCGAAACCUACCGGGAGAGAUUUCUGUGGAGUCAUUUCAGAGCAUUUCACAGUAAAAAACAGAGAGACUUUAACUUCCGGUCAUCCUGCAACAAUGAACAUUUUCAGACUGACAGGAGAUCUAUCUCAUUUGGCUGCUAUCAUCAUCCUGCUACUCAAAAUAUGGAAAACCAGAUCGUGUGCAGGUAUUUCUGGGAAGAGCCAAAUUCUCUUUGCUCUUGUGUUCACGACACGCUACCUGGAUCUGCUCACCUCUUUCAUCUCGCUGUACAACAGCAGCAUGAAGGUGAUCUACAUUGGCUGUUCCUACGCCACAGUAUACCUGAUUUAUAUGAAAUUCAGAGCCACCUACGACGGUAACCACGACAGCUUCAGAGUGGAGUUCCUGGUCGUUCCAGUUGGCGGCCUGGCUGUUCUUAUCAACCAUGACUUUUCUCCUUUAGAGAUCCUUUGGACGUUCUCCAUCUACCUGGAAUCUGUGGCAAUUCUGCCUCAGCUCUUCAUGAUCAGCAAGACGGGCGAAGCAGAGACAAUCACCACCCACUACCUGUUCUGCCUGGGCCUGUACCGGGCCCUCUACCUUUUCAACUGGAUCUGGCGCUUUUACUUUGAAGGCUUCUUUGACAUGAUCGCUAUUGUGGCUGGUGUGGUUCAGACUGUCCUCUACUGUGACUUCUUCUACUUGUAUGUCACCAAAGUGUUGAAAGGCAAGAAACUGAGCUUGCCAGCAUGAGAAGUAACAGACGGCGACUCCCGGCAGACCUGGAGGGGGCGCCCAGAUGACACGGAGUCCCGUGAUGUCCAGCAACGAAUGCCAGAAACAGAGAGCCAACUAUGGUGGGAAAAAACACUAGCCUUUUUUGUUUUGUUUUUUGAUGAUCACUGAUGGAACUGGUAAAUGCCAACCAACACCAGAGCAAACAGCAACCCAGAUCAACUUUUUUUUCUUUUUUUUUGGAUUUCUGUGUUCAGCAUUUUGCCUUAAAGGUCUUAUCAUUGCUGUCGAACGGGUUAUUUUUUUUUUUUAUUAUUAGUAUUUUGUACAUCUGAGGUGUCUUGCGCUUUUUUUUUUUUUUUUUUGCAAAUGGGAUGAGUUUGUGAAAAAAGUGCACAAAAUGUACAGUCUUGUAAAAGAGCGAUGUGCACGAUGAAAGGAAGUUCACUUUCACCACCUUUUGCAGUUAUUUUGCAUUCAUUGUUUCAGUAAUUUUAUGCAUAUAUUAUAUUUUUACUUUAGGCUUGAAGCAAAAAAAAAUAAAAAAAAUCACACGUUUCACCUCAACAUCUUUUGUAAAAACAUUAAAACUUUUGACAUUUUCUUCUUGUUUAGGCGUCCUGUUCUGAAGAGAACUCUAGGGAAUGAUGUUAGACUCAAAACAUAAGAACUGAAUCAGUCGAAUGAAUGCCAGCACUCAAUGUGUCGCAUCAGUAUUUUUCUAACGUUGCUUAUGUCAAAAGGAAAUUUAGAGCUGUUUACUGGUCAUUUUCUGCUUGUUUUAAGAAAAAACAAUUCUAUUCCAAUUUUUAAAAAUUGUAUUUUGGCACAGAACCCCUUUUGUCUUGAAGCACCAAUGUUAGAAUUGUAAGAAUAUCUCCCUGUGCCUUUUUUUAAUUUCCUUUUUUUUUAAUUUUUCGGUUGUUAUGUUUUGAACCAACAAUCUUUUGGUUGUAGGUUGAUUUACAGCAUUAAAACGGUUUAGCAAUCUAUUCAUUUCACAAGCCCUUUGUCAACUUUAACAUUUAUUCUUUUAAAUAUCUUUUUUUUUGCCACAUCACCUCCAAUAAAGAUUUUAUGAGAAUC